UAUUGAAUGUUGAUAGUUGAGGUUAUGUAUGUUGUGUUGACUGUUACAUUGAAUUCUACUUCGUGAAUGUGAUUGUUAUAUUAAUGUGAUUGAUACUGAAAAAUAUAUGUCAUCUUAGUAAAAUAAAUUCAAUUAAAAUAAUUUAUGACAAUGCGAUUAAAGAUCUUGUAUAGUUUUUGUAAUAAGAUUAUAUACCGUUCAUCUAUACUUUCAGUUAGGCCAAAUUUGAUUACUAAUAUACCGAAUAGGUUGCUGGCAUCUAAUGGCAGUUUCAAGGAUGACGACCUUCUGAUGUUCUUUAAAGAUGAAGUUCAAACUAUACUCAAGAGUUUAACUGGAUUUAACAUGGAGAAAGUAUUUAUCAGUAGAAAAUUAGGUGAAGAACUGGAACCACCUAAAUAUAAGUUCAUGACAACAGAACAAGUGGAGAAGGCCAUAGAGAAGUCCAAGAAAGAGGCUGAAGAACUUUUGCAGAUGCCUCCUGUUGUCCCAGUGAGAAAGGAAAUUGACGUCGUUCUCUCUAAAGAUCCAGAACUAAUUGGUCACAGUGAAUCUAAAUUUGUGUUUACUGACAUAUCCUUUGGUAAAACUGACCGGACAAGAACGAUCGUUGUCAGAGAUUUGGAUGGAACACUCCGUAAAGCAUACUGGUCAGAAAGAAGAAAUGCCAAUCAAACAUACUUUCCUCGACCUGGGAGACAGUUCAAGGUGCCAAAAAUGUUUCAGCCAGAAUACCUCCAGCCCAUACUGGAGAGAGGAGACUACAUAUUUAUUCUGGACCGUGCUUGUGUAGAGUUUGAUGCAGAUGACCCUGAGUACCACCGGGUGACUCAAGCAACUUACAAGGCGGUAGACGAGAAACAAGCCUACGGAUCUUUGAGGUUCACUCGACACUUUGGUCCAAUGGUCUUCUACCUUGUCUUGAAUAAAAGCAUUGAUAAUAUGCUUCUGGAAAAUCUUAAAAUCGACAGGUUGGAUGAUGCUGCAGCUUUAAUUAGUCUCUAUCAUAUCAUCCAUCCUUCAGCCAAAUCAGCAGGAACCAAACUUACACUUGGCCAGGAAAUUGCAUUUGUUAAGGUAAAUAUGUAUGUUGUAAGUAUUAGCUUACUUGUCAAACAUGAAAUAGAUUAG
Molecule: messenger RNA, 1131 nt
Organism: Homalodisca vitripennis (glassy-winged sharpshooter)
Lineage: Eukaryota; Metazoa; Arthropoda; Insecta; Hemiptera; Cicadellidae
Gene: mRpS22
Product: 28S ribosomal protein S22, mitochondrial
Exons: 7
Coding region: 145-1131 (328 amino acids)
Cellular component (GO): mitochondrial small ribosomal subunit
Molecular function (GO): structural constituent of ribosome
Source: RefSeq, a predicted model, not a curated record